Messenger RNA from Macroventuria anomochaeta, 4783 nucleotides. RefSeq lists its product as uncharacterized. The record is from RefSeq and is a predicted model, not a curated record. Lineage: Eukaryota; Fungi; Ascomycota; Dothideomycetes; Pleosporales; Didymellaceae. The transcript has 2 exons. The coding region runs from base 473 to 4507 and encodes 1344 amino acids.
CGCGAGGGGAUCGUGCCUUCCUUUUCUCUCGCUCUUCUCCGUCGUGAUGCAGCGUGCUUCCCUUGACCACUCUCCUGGGUUCAACAUCAGUCUCUCUUCCUCGUGCACGGUCUUUGUAUUCUUUCCGCUCAUUGCCACAUCUCUCGCACCGCAAACCUCGCUCUUUCGCACUUGCAUUCACCUCACUGACCCUCUGUUCGACGUAACUACGAAAGCUGUGAUUUUCAGCACACCGCCUCAGCCCUCUUGCCAGCCACCAAGCCGUGUCUUGCAAGUCUGGACAGAUGGCGCGAUGCAUGAGCUAGUACCUUUCAUCAGCAUCUCUGUCGAUCGUUCAAGUGAAAGAGGUAGACACGGGCCGUGAAGGGCAUCUGUUGGGCCAGAGGAUUCAGGAGCGAGUGCUUCGUCCAUCUUAGCACAGUCGAGCUGCAUAGUGUGGAACCUCUGGCGAAUAGGAGACGACUAAGCAAACAUGGCGGCCUACGAUCUUUACUCGCAUUCACCUCAGGUGUCUGAUGUGGCUUCACUUCAACAACGAGUGCCGGGACCGAUUGCGCCGAUACACUCCCCGCAUCACUCUGCCCACUCGUCAGCGUCUCUGCGAACGCCUCUACACACGUUAUCGAUCCAUGAGUACCGCAAGCAGCAGAGCACGCCCUUUUCACGAAUUGCGACACCUUCAGGAAAGACUCUGCGAAGAAAAGCCGCUGCGUCUGCUCUGAACGAGAUCGAACGCGUUCCGUCAACAAAACCUGUCCCACGACGCGAUUCACAUUCCUCUUCGCGGCCUUUGCACUCAUCCUGCUCGGCGCAUCAACUAGCGCCGCAAAGUCAAUUUUUUGGUGCCCAGCCCGUGUCUGAUCAACUGCUUCGGCCUCAGUCAGCUGGACCGCGGGCACAAGCCGGCAGCAUCUCGAGCGUCGCGACUACAGACUCGCAAGGGAAGACACGUCAGUUUGGCUCCAGAAAAAGGCUCCCUCGCCCGCCUGCGCCAACGGGCUCUGGUUUCCAUCCCCCAUCCUAUGCACCUGUGAGACCGGCACGACAAAUUCUCGCGACUCUUCCCACACCUCUCAGUUUCCUCACCGAUGAAGCCAACCUGAGCGACGCACAAACCACGCCCACACCAUCGACAUUUUCACUUUCGCGUUUCCCACAGCCCCCGCACUUCGAGACGCCUCGAGAGACUCAGCGGGAGAAAACAGUCAGUUUCGCAACCACUGCGCCGGCAACCCCGCCCGCCACUCCUGCGACCAUCCACUAUCGCGGCGCUUCUUUCGAUUUGGUCAACCCUCACGCAUCGUUACAGUACCACGAUAUUGUUACUCCGUCGAGGGAUCUUGACUCAAGCGAGCUUUUGCCUCUUCAAUCUACACAAGGUUCUUUGUUGAGCCUUUCAGAGAUGGCACCCAAGCGCCCUUUGUAUGGCGAUCUCAACGCUGCACAUGCAGGCAUCGUGCGCCGCGCUGAAGACUCCUACGGCUCAUCCAUCCUUGACUUGCCCUUACCACCGACGCCAGCAGCGAUCAGCCCUGGCUCCUCGACGUACACUUCUCCCAUCUACAGCCCCGAAUCCCACUUCGCGCCGUCUCCAUUAGCCGUCAAGAAAGCCCCGAAUGAGUCCCGUUUCUCCAUAAAGCAGCUCACACGUACACUUACGAAGAGGCUCACGAAGCCCCUAGAGAGGGGUGAAGAGGAAGAGCUGCAGCAAUUUCGAGAGAGUAAUACAAGCGGGCUAUUAAUCAGCGUAGACGAAGAGCCUCUGCGUCGGCUCGAACAGACAUUCAUCCCGGCGGACAGGACGGCAUACUUCCCCAUCAGUCCAGUAUCGCUCACCUCUCCGACCAGCCCUGCGUCCUUGCACGACUUGGGAUCGGUGUCGGGCGAUGAUGAAGACGAGAUUGAAUAUGCGCGAAGAAAUCCCGGCCGCAACUAUGACUCGCAAGGUCUGACUUCGAUGAUACCGGACGACCCCUCCACCCAGAUCGGUCGUGUGGAGGAUCCACAUGCUUCUGUCCUCGCGAUGGAUUCAGGAGCAAGGCCUUACUACGACGAUCUCGCAUCCAUAUACGCUAGCUCUUCAAUAUACACCGGAGACGACCGCCGGAGAUCAGCCUAUCAACAAAGCCUCGCUGGAAACCGUCAAAGCAAUGCCUUUCUUCGCUACAGUGGUAUGGAUGCGGCCGGAUUGGCGAACGAGUACAGCUACAGUAACCUGGGAAGGAGCAGUCGGCCGGUUUCGAGACCACUCACCCAGGAGUUGUACCAUCGUUCAGUGGCACAAGGCGACGGGAAGACAGAUACCAUCAGCAAGUUCAUCGACCAGUAUGACCCUGGCAACAUAACAACGAACAGCUUGUCCACACAAGAUCUGGAAAGUGCCAAUACUACCAGCUUGAUCGCACCCUACACCAGCGAUGCCACUGAGGAAGCGUCGAAGGGCCGUCCGCAACCGGCAGCCCUCCUACCUGAACUCAGCCAGUUCGAGUUUAACUUAGGUCCUACGAGCAAAUCUAAGGACACCGAGAGUACGAGCGACCCUGCGCAACCGCCGCUCACCAAAGAACGCGCGCUGAACCGCCAACCCGGUCUGCCUCCAUCAGCUCCUGCCCCACUUGCUCCAGCGUUCCAGUACGAUAAACCUCCUCACGCGCUUCCUCGCCCCGACUUCUCCGACAUGUUCUCCAAUGCAUCGUACACUUCCUACGGGGAUACCCGCAACCUCUUGCAGCUUCCACAAUCCGAGUUAGGUGGACAUAGUAUGUUCAUGAAAGGUCUCCAACCUUCAUCUUCGUAUUCACAACCCGAGACCAAAGCUCUUGAGCUGUCAUCAUCAUACUCACAAGCCGAAGGUCGUGCGAGUCCACAGACGCCACAGGAAGCGCUGGACCAUGCUGAGCUUAUCUUUGACAAUGCAGCCGCUGAACGCAAACCUAGUCACGAGGAUAUACCAGCUAUGUGGGGAAGGCGAAGCUCGGUGAACCUGCUGCGCAACAAGAGACUCACUGACGGGUCGAUGCGAACUGCGGAUAUGGAGAAAGCCGACUGGGAAACUGUGGCUGGUGACAGUCAACAAGGUCGAAUGUCAUUAGACAGCAUUGCCGACUACAGUAGCAGCGAGGGCAGUCGUAACAGCUUAGGUUUGACCGCAGAUGCGUCGCUCCCUUCCUGGACCAAGCAAGAUCAUGCACGUGGACCGUCGAAUUACAGCCACCCCAGCCCGCUUCGAGCCCACGCCCAUCCGUUCAGCUCCUCGCCACCUCAUCUUACAGCUCACCCUGGUUCACAAACUGUUCCAGACAUAUCAAUAUCUAAUACUCCAUCGAGUCCACCAGCAUCAUCGACUGUGCCCGUGUUUCGCUUCUCCACACAACCCAGGCGUGCGGUUGACGAGCCUUAUGCUUUCGCGCCUUGGGCAGACCCAUACGCUCUGAGCGAUAAGGAGACACAGGAGCUAUUAGCAUCUGGGCCCAACGACGAUAUACUCUUUGAUGGUGAAGUUGGCCCUCAGUCCGGACGCGCCAGCUACAAGUUCAAAAGCCAUGGAAGAUUGCCCGGAAGUAGCUCACCGCGCAGCACCGACAACGAUGCUGGUCUGGAACGUGAGAACACUUUCGAUAAGCUUACUGUCGUUGGUCCAAAGGGCAACCUCACAGGUACUCCUCGAGGCACCGGGAUGCACGAUGCGGGCAGCAGUAUAGCAGACACCAGCAGCCCAGGUGCCAAGCUCAGCUCGAGUGUCGGUCCUCGUAGUCCUCGGCCUGGAUAUGACGGGUUCUACGCCUCUCCAUUCCCAGCUACGGGUAGCGUGACUCGCAUACGACAGUCAGGCUCCGCUGCUGAAGACCAGCACGAGCGAACACUGUCGCAGGUGACUCUCUUCCCUAGCGCCUACAGCAUGGAACCUGUGCAGGGCUCUUCACCCCUUGCUGGUCCGGAUCGUCGACGGAGUCUUAGAUAUUCGACUACAUUCACGCCCGCUCGUAGGACAAGCCGCGCCGCUGUACCAGGUCAGACCAAGCUGAGGCAGAUGGUCCUUGCUCCUGACGCGCGAACCACUGUUUCAAGCCAAGACACCCAUUUCUCCCGCUUUGUGAGUGUAAGUGGCAGUGGACGUCCUUCGACAAGUGACACAGCCACACCUUUGCACCCAACACAUCCCAGUCUCGAUACCUUCCCCACGAUUCGCAGCGGGAAGGCCAUCCUUGCGCACCAGCAUUCACCGCACUUGCUGUGUCCAGAGCGCGAGGUCAAAGAAGAAGACGAGGUACGCCGUCGGAAACUCUCGUGGCUCAUCUUUGCAUGCUUCUGCAUACUGCCACCUUGUAUGUUCCUCUAUAGGAUGUGGGGAGACUCGAUCAUUGCGUCGGUCACAAAGGGCGACCUCGGCCACUGUACAGCGAAAUCGAAGAGGGCUGCACUCAUCGCUGGGGUUGCUGUCAAUAUCGGACUGAUCACGGCGAUCUUGGUCCCGAUUCUUGUUGCGCAGGCACUGAAGGCUAUAUGAUGGCACUUUGUCGGCGUAAUCAUUUCCUUUUUCCUCUUCGAAACGACGUCCUGUCAUAUUCCUUGUUCCUUUUACUCCUUUGUUUGGCAUUGCAUGGUUCGGCGCACAAUCGGAAGGGCGUACUACUGGAACGCCUGAUAAUUGGCCUGGUUGCAUAUUGAAAGGCGUUCGACCUCAAUAUGAUCGGGGUCAUCUUGUAGUUCUAUCAGUCAAUAGGCGAUGACGCACGUAAUGUUCGACGGGAACAUGAUUACACUACCAAAGAGGAAUAAUAGC